AUGGCUCAGCCCAGCGCCGAAGAGGCGCUGUCACAUGUGCUGAGGAAUGGCACGGGCGUGGCCAGACGCGUGCUGAGCGAUCCGGCAAUUGAAGGCGACCCCCUCGCUUUUCUCAAAGCGACCGAAGCAUACUGGAAGGCCCUGCGCCACCAGCAGCACGAACCCCACAAAAAGGGGCCAUCUGUGGUGACCUCCAACCCAUCCCUCCUGGGCCUGCCGAAGCCGUCGGAGGCCACCAGCAGCGGCGGUGGCGAGCGCCGGGGCGGUUCAGACGGCGACGCAUACGACGUCAUAGUGUGCGGCGGCACGCUCGGCCUGCUGCCCGCGCUGGCGCUGCAGCAGCGCGGGUGGCGGGUGGCCGUGGUAGAGCGGCGGCUGGCGGAGGGGCGCACCCAGGAGUGGAACAGCAGCAGGGCCGAGAUGCAGGCGUUUGUGGACAUGGGGCUUUUGACUGCAGAGGAGCUCGAGGCCGCCAUCGUUUCGGAGUACAACCCCGUCAGGGUGGGCUUCAGUGGCGGCGACGACAUCUUCGUGAACGACUGCCUCAAUAUCGGGGUGCUCCCGCAGUCGCUGCUGCGCUUCGUCCGCACCAGGCGCGUCUGA
Monoraphidium neglectum is the source of this 603-nucleotide messenger RNA. RefSeq names its product FAD dependent oxidoreductase. The record is from RefSeq and is a predicted model, not a curated record. Lineage: Eukaryota; Viridiplantae; Chlorophyta; Chlorophyceae; Sphaeropleales; Selenastraceae. The transcript has 4 exons. The coding region runs from base 1 to 603 and encodes 200 amino acids.